AUGAAUCUUACGCUACUCUCCCUUUUCAAUGCUGCGUUGCUAGGAGUAGCAUAUGCAGACAUCCCUUUCCGCUACCGUUUUUACUUGUCCCCGAACUGCAGCCACGACAAUCCAGCCAUAAGCACAUGGCCGAGAAUCAACCAAGACCCGCUCAACGGCAAAUUGGGCGGUUGCUACAGCGGUCCCACGGGCACUGACUGGCAGCGUGUCGAGCUUGACGAGAGUUUCUCUGGAACCCGCUACGGGGUCCUCGUCUUCUGCGACGCCCAAUGCCAAGGCAGGGAUAUGACGCAGUACCUCAUCUUCUCAAGGCCAAACAUCUCGUGA
Lasiosphaeria miniovina is the source of this 327-nucleotide messenger RNA. RefSeq lists its product as uncharacterized. The transcript is spliced from 5 exons. The record is from RefSeq and is a predicted model, not a curated record. NCBI's taxonomy places the organism in Eukaryota, Fungi, Ascomycota, Sordariomycetes, Sordariales, Lasiosphaeriaceae. The coding region runs from base 1 to 327 and encodes 108 amino acids.